AUGGAAGUAAGUCUACGAAAUGGCAGAGACUUAGACUUGGAGCAAGAGAGGGCUCGAGAAAGCAGACAUGCUAAGACACUUGUAUCAGUGCCCAUUGAGCUAGAUGAUUCAACGAAAUUGACAAAAGUGACAGUACAACCUGCCCAAGAAGAACCCAACACACAGAUUGAGGCUGAGAAAGAAGUUGAGACAGCCCAAAAACCGGUAGUUGAGGUGGUACCAGUUGCUGAGAAGUUGUCUGACCCAGGGAGUUUCACAAUUCCUUGCACCAUUGGAAACUUUGCUUUUGCCAAGGCACUUUGUGAUUUGGGGGCUAGCAUAAAUCUUAUGCCCCGGGCAAUCUAUAAGAGGUUGGGGAUAGGAAGAGCUAGAUCCACAUCUAUGUUGUUGCAGCUAGCUGACAGGACCGUGAAAAGACCUUCUGGUAUCUUGGAUGACGUGUUGAUUCAGAAAUCUAUGAGGCGACCAAGUAAAUUAGCCAAUUGCUCUCUUAUUGAUGUCGUGGAUGUAAUCGUAGAAGCAGAUGAUGAGACGUUGACUAUUGAGGACCCUCUUAUUGCUUGUCUUGUAAAUUUAGAUGAGGUGAAUGGGGAAGAAUUGGCAGAAUGGGUGCUGGCUUUAAAGGGCAGAGGUAACUAUGCAGUGGGGGCAGUGCUGGGACAGCAGAAAGACAAGCUAAUGCACCCAAUUUACUAUGCCAGUAGAAUGUUGAGUGGAGCCCAGCUGAACUACACUGUGACUAAAAAGGAGAUGCUGGCUGUGCAAACCGGAAAUAUUUCCUGUCGCCAUGAGAUGCCCAUGAACCUAAUUCAGGAGGUUGAAGUGUUCGAUGUCUGUGGGAUAGACUUCAUGGGCCCCUUCGUCAGCUCCUUUGGCAAUAAGUACAUACUUGUUCCUGUACAUUACAUGUCCAAAUGGGUGGAAGCUGCACCACUUUCCACCAAUGAUGCAAGAGUGGUGGUGGGGUUUUUGAAGAAGAAUAUACUCACCCAUUUUGGGACCCCGAGAGCUAUUAUCAGUGACGGAGACACUCACUUCUGCAAUCGAGCCUUUGAGAAAUUGCUAGCAAAGUACGAUGUGCGCUACAAGGUGGCAACACCAUAUCAUCCUCAGACUAGUGGGCAGGUCGAAAUGUCUAAUAGAGAAACAAAGAGUUUACUGACCAAGACUAUGAAUGCCACAAGAACUGAUUGGGCGAAAAAGCUAGAUGAUGCACUCUGA
Messenger RNA from Nicotiana tabacum (common tobacco), 1221 nucleotides. Lineage: Eukaryota; Viridiplantae; Streptophyta; Magnoliopsida; Solanales; Solanaceae. The record is from RefSeq and is a predicted model, not a curated record.